Helicoverpa zea (corn earworm) is the source of this 4654-nucleotide messenger RNA. It is a transcript of the gene bon, whose product is annotated as E3 ubiquitin-protein ligase TRIM33. Gene Ontology annotation, molecular function: ubiquitin-protein transferase activity; protein binding; zinc ion binding. Gene Ontology annotation, biological process: positive regulation of DNA-templated transcription. The transcript is spliced from 11 exons. The record is from RefSeq and is a predicted model, not a curated record. NCBI's taxonomy places the organism in Eukaryota, Metazoa, Arthropoda, Insecta, Lepidoptera, Noctuidae. Gene Ontology annotation, cellular component: chromatin; nucleoplasm. The coding region runs from base 524 to 3355 and encodes 943 amino acids.
UAUGUAUAAAAAAUUGUUUAAUUAAAAAAAGAAGACAUUAUACACUUUCUAAGAAGGAGAAUCAAAGCUAUAUUGUAAAACCAUAACUCCGUCUGCACGCCAUUCUCUGCUCGUCGAUUGAAGCUAGCUUCAUACACAUCUUUUCUCUACAGUCUUUGAUAGAAAUUGAAAUUGAGAAAUUGUCUAGUCUAUGAUCAAUUGAUGGUUGUCGAGCAGACGCAUGUUAACAAAUUCUGGAGAUAAUUUUGUUGAUAAACUAAUUUAUUAUAUAAAAAGAAAAAGUCCAGUGAAAGCAUAUUUAAUAUUGAAGUUGGAACAUUGCUGAGAAAUAUUUAGUGUUACACGGGUAGUGGCAAUAGAAGGACGCUGUUGUGUGCGGCGGCAUCUCGCAACCCAAGUGCUCAAUUAGUUAUGUCUACGUGCCAGUGUCCUCGGGCAGACGAGUGAAAGUGCAACAAACUAUGCGAGUGAACAUGUCGGGGUGAAAUUAAAUGAGUGAAAAGUGGACGAGGUAGACGUUCCAAUGGAAAACGUAAACUUUCAGCCGAGCGGGGACGAGAUCGAGCGGGCCUUGAUGGAUCUGGGCCCCCUGCUCGGCGUCACCAUCAAGGAGGAGGUGCCGGACGAGCUGGGCGACGCGGGCGCGCCGGCCGCCGCCGCGCUCAAUGUGAGCAGCACGCCGGAUGGUGGCGGCGCGGGCGGCGCGGACGCGGCGUCGCCGGGCGCCGACAAGGGCUCGGCGGACUCGCUGGCGUCGCCGGCGCGGGCCUCCCUGGCGGCCACGCGCUGUGUGCUGUGUCACACGGCGCUGGCGCUGGCCGACGGCACGCCCAAGCUCAUGGAGUGCCUGCACUCCGCCUGCGAGCCCUGCAUCCGCGCCAAGCUCGACGAGAAGCAGGCCAGCUCCAGGGACUUCUUGGGCGCGGAGCGGCUGGCGGUGACGUGUCCCGCGUGCCGCCUGCAGUGCCAGGUCGCCAACAUGAUCGACCAGCGCUUCGUGCUCGAGAAGAUGCAGCUCGAGCAGGCCGGCUCCAACGGCGUGAGCGGCGAGCAGCAGUGCAACAGCUGCGAGGACACGGAGCCCGCCACCAGCUACUGCGUGGACUGCGGCGAGUUCAUCUGCGACAACUGCGUGAACGCUCACCAGAGGCUCAAGAUCACCAAAGAGCACACGAUCAAGUCCAAGGAGGAGGCGGUGGCGGAGCUGCAGGCGGCGGCGGGCGCGCGGGCCCCCAGCGACAUGUUCUGCGCCGAGCACGCGGGCGAGCGCCUGGCGCUGUUCUGCGAGACCUGCGACCGCCUCACGUGCCGCGACUGCCAGCUGCAGCACCACCGCGACCACAAGUACCAGUUCAGCACGGAGAUGGCCGCGCAGGCGCGGUCGACGAUCAGCUCGCUGCUGUCGGAGGUGAGCUACAAGCGCGUGCUGCUGGGUUCCGCCAUGAAGGUCAUCCGCGACCGCCAGCACCUCAUCGCCGACAAGAAGAAGGCGCUCGUGCACGAGAUCACGCAGACCGUCGUCAAGCUCACCAACGCCAUCAACACGCGCGGCAAGCAGCUGGUGCUGCGCCUCAACGAGGUGUGCGACGCCAAGCAGCGCACGCUCACGGAGAAGAAGGAGGCGCUGGAGCAGCUCGCCGCCAUCACCGACCACUGCGUGAGCUUCGUGACGGCGGCGCUGCAGGGCUCCGACACGGCCGUGCUGCACGCCAAGCGCCAGGUGUGCGCGCACCUGCAGCGCAUCAAGUCGCGCCGCGCCGACAUCCCCAACCCCGAGAUCCCGGUCCGCAUCGCGCUGCAGCUCGACAAGCUGCCCGAGCUGUGCCGCGUGCUGGCGGCGCUGGGCAGCAUCGUGGUGGACGGCAAGCCCGACGCGCCGGCGCAGGGCCCCUACCACCCGCCCGCGCCGCCCUCCGCCGUGGCGGCGCUGCAGCACGUCGCCAUGCACCAGUCGUACGUGCAGGCGGGAGGCGCGGGCAUGGCGGGGCCGGCGGGCGCGGGGCUGGCGGGGCCGGGGGCGGGGCCGGCGCUGGGGGCGGGGCCGGCGCUGGGGGCGGGGCCGGCGCUGGGGGCGGGGCCGGGCGCGUACCUGGCGGGCGGGCUGCGCGCGCGCACCACGCCGCUGCGGCACCCGCACGUCACCUCCACCACGCACCCGCACCACCUGCACGGGAUGAACGAGAUGAACCUGCGCGGGCUGCUGAACGCGCAGACGCAGCGCGGCGCGGGGCGGGCGCCGGCGCCGCACCACGCGCCGCACCACGCGCCGCACGCGCAGCACGCGCAGCACGCGCAGCUCGCCAUGCAGCACGCCUACCAGCAGAGUGAGUGUAGUCACGCGUCCCCCACGCACUGUGUAGCCCGCGCUAACGGACUCGCGUACAGCGGCAGCGGGCGGCGCAGCGGCGGGCCGCGCACGCCGUCGCCCGCGCCGCCGCCCUACGCGCCGCCCGCCAAGUGGCACAUCCCGCAGGCGGGCGCCGCGCCCGACGCGCCGCCGCCGCCCGGCGCGCAGCCCGACUACAAGAUCACGCUGGGCCGCCGCCCGCCGCCCGCCUCCGUCACCUCCACCAACCCCAAGACGCCCAGCCCCAGCCUCAACGGCGGCGUGCCGGGCGAGCUGGACAAGGUGUGCGCGGCGUCGGUGCAGGACCUCAUGGCCACCAUCGCCAAGCUGGACUCCAACGGCGUGCAGGUGGUGGCCGAGGCCGAGCCGGCCGGGCCGCCCGCGCCGUCGCCCGCGCCGCCCGUGCACUCGUCCACGGACGAGCCGCGCGCCGACCCCAACGAGGACUGGUGCGCCGUGUGCAUGGACGGCGGCGAGCUGGUGUGCUGCGACCGCUGCCCCAAGGUGUUCCACCAGUACUGCCACAUCCCCACCGUGGACAAGCUGCCCGACGAGGCGGACGCGUGGCAGUGCCUGCUGUGCGUCAACUUCGCCGAGCUGCCGGCGGCGCCGGGCGACGAGCUGCCGCCGCCGGGCGGGGGGCUGCCGCCGCGGCAGCAGCGCCUGGUGGAGCGGCUGACGCUGGAGCUGUACUGCCAGUACGAGGCCAGCCUGCCGUUCCGCGAGGCGGCGCAGGUCGGCGCGGCGCCGCGGCCCAUGUGCCUGGACGCCAUGCGCGUCAAGCUGCAGCCGCGCAGCCCGCAGCGCUACACGCACGUGGCGCAGUUCGUCGCCGACGCGCGUCUGCUCUUCCGCAACGCGUACGCCUACAACCCCCCCGACAGCAGCAUCUACAAGGACGCCAAGCGGCUGGAGGAGUUCUUCGACGCGCAGCUGCUGAAGUGGCUGCCCGAGUACGCGUACUGGUCGGGCGAGGGCGAGCCGCCCGCCAAGCGCCCGCGCCUCUAGCGCAGCGUCCAACGCCCGCACUCUCUCUGCUCAGUUCCUGUCUAGCGACACCCGACACCGCGCGACUCGACUAUACUCGACAUAUGUCAGGCUCUCGCAGCUCCACGGGUGAAGCUAUUUAUGUUAGCAUACGGCUUAAUGUCGCAACUGUUACACUCUACUGUACACUAUUCUCUAAUAAACUUAAGCAAAGCGUUAAUGUCGUCGUUUGUUCGUAAAACUGGCCUAAUUUUGACGAAAGCGUCAGGUUCGGUGUUUUUAAUCCCAUAAUGGUGAAUCUUGAUCGUCUGUGCAGACCAUAAAAACUGUAUCGAAAAAAGAAGACUAAAAGUGGAUUCGGGCAACAGACGCUUUAAGUUAUUUUUCUUUUAAUAUUUAGUUGCAGUUAACAACAACUGCUAGCCCAGAGGAUACACAUUAGCAUUCAGAUUAUGGCAGGGCGGCGUUUGAUGACAUGCCGUGCAUUGCAUCACCUAGCCACUAUACGAGUCGACGACCGACAUUAAUGCUCUGCGACGAUGUUUCAUACGUUUACUUGAGUAUCAGUUGAUUGUUCUGGCGGACAGCAGCGCCUGCGCGUUACCAUGGUAACCUGCUCAGCUGAGCGGCGGCCGGCCUGCCUCCUCCACAUUUACUGUAUAUCUUGGAUCACAAUACGUUGUACAGAUAUGUUUUAAGCUACCAUUAAAUAGACUUUUAUUGGUUAAUAUUUUAUUAUUACAAUACAAUAUAGGUAUUUUUAUAAUUAGAUAAAAUAUUUUAUUAAAACUUGUAGGCAACUGACGGUUUCUGUAGGCUAAGCAUUAUUGUCAAACAAUUGUAACGAUUUGUUCGAAGUUUUAUGUCAUCACUAGGUGUUAAAUAUUGUGAGAUAAAAAUUAAAUACUUGACGAAGAUGAUGAUGAUGAGCGAUCUCUUACACGCGGGUCGGGUCGUGCACGUACAUUUCUCAAUAUGCCUAUUAACAAUUACCUAUUACCGAGUUCGCUCUCUGAAAGUCAUGUCAUAUUGUAAUACGUUAAUAACGUUAAAUUCAUUUUGGAAUCUAUGACGUUAACGAGUUACCGUUUUUCAAUACUUUGGUGAAUAAAUAAAUAAAAUUAGAAAUAUGUCAAAGUAAUGAUUGUUGUAUUACGAGCGUGCCAAUGCCGUGUGCGCCGGCGCGGGCGCAGCGGACAGGGACGUGCGAGGCAUACGUUACUGUACUUGUGCGAACCAAGUGAUCGACGGGGCUCUCCGGGUUAUUGAUAAUCUCCCUAUAAGUAUUAUUGUUCUAGAAAUAAAACACAUUUAUUGGAA